Molecule: messenger RNA, 740 nt
Organism: Paramisgurnus dabryanus
Lineage: Eukaryota; Metazoa; Chordata; Actinopteri; Cypriniformes; Cobitidae
Source: RefSeq, a predicted model, not a curated record
UUUCGCUGUGAUGGUUGUUGCUGAUGACGAAUGUUGUAAGUUGAAGGCUAAACUGUGUCCAUAGACAGUGUCAAACUCACGAUCUUUACAAUUUUUAGGAGCAUCGUCACUUUUACUUCAUUUUCUUUCAACAUUUUAAAGCUUUCACCAUGAUGCAAUUUAUUCUUGGCUUUACUCUUGGAAACGUGGUUGGCAUGUACCUGGCACAGAAUUAUGAGGUACCCAACAUUUCAAAGAAGAUCGAGGCCUUCAAAAAGGACGUGGAAGCCAAGAAGAAACCUCCAGAGUGACUAUGAGUCACAGGUGUUAAUAUGGCUGAUAUGAUUGAACUGAAACUAGAGGGGACAUAAAAAAACAGGAAAUUCUCAAUGUUACCGUUUAAAUAUAAACAUCUUAAAUGCACAGUAUAAUCCAGGUGUCAAAUAUUGCCUCAAAUCCCCUUUUGGUUUAAAAGUUGAUUUUUCUCUUCUGCCUUGUUUUCUAAAGUGAGUGCAAUUCAAGCCAAUAAAGAUAAGGUUUCUGUUACAUGCUACAUAAGUAUUUAAUAUAUCCAAACUUUAUUUGAACAACAUGUGCUUGAUUUUCUUGAAUAAGAUGCAAAAUAAAGCAGUUGUUGGGCUUUUAAUAUGUACAGCAAAACAAAAUAUUUAAGACAAAAGGAACUGAAUAUAAAAUAACUGCUUUAUUAUUUAUAAUGCAACAAAGAAGUGAGAUUGCACAAAUAAAGGUGCUACUUUUAA